Cylindrotheca closterium is the source of this 1410-nucleotide messenger RNA. NCBI's taxonomy places the organism in Eukaryota, Bacillariophyta, Bacillariophyceae, Bacillariales, Bacillariaceae. The record is from the annotation of a GenBank genome assembly.
AUGACGACGACCGCACCACCAACACAACCACCACCACCACCACCACCACCACCACCAACAUCAGCAACAAUCACACCAGCACAAAAGCGGGAGAAGAAAAAGCAAGCCCCGGUAAAGGCGGCCGCAAGACGAGAAACGAGGAAGCAUACAACCAGAGACGAUGACGAGGCUGAUCCGAAUGUGCUUGCUGCAAAUAAUAAGGGUGGAAUCGCUGUUGAGGAUCAUGACAUUAUAAGUAUGAGAACUCCUACUUUUGCAUUACAGGAUUAUGUGAAAGUAAAAGCUGAUUUUGGUGAUCCAGGGACCAAUAAUCGUCCGGCCGGACGUGGUUUUAUCCAGGAAAUCCAUGGAUUUGGUGGAACAUCUACAUAUACUGUGAAGUAUGAAGGAGAGGAUCCGGGAGGAACGUUCAAAGGGAUCCCUUUGUCUGAUAUUUCUCCUCUACCUGUUGUAAAUUCAGUUUUUUCCAACACUACCAACACUACCAACACAAGCACCCCUCGAAGGAAGCGACAGAAGAUCCAACCAAGUUCAUCAGUCGCUCCCUGUCCAUCGGCCGAAACGAAGUCAUCAACAAAGAAGAAACAGUCUCCCGGUGGGGAGCUUGUUAGUAGACUUCGUCAUGCUCUCAGUAACGACAAGGAGAAGGGAUGGCGGCGUAAGGAACUUGGUUGGAUGCCACCUCCAAAGGCGAAUGCCAAACGCCAGCCGAAGCUUACCAACCAGGAGAAGUCGCAAGUACUAGUAGAUGUUGCCUUGCUGGAAACAUUCCUAGAGGCUCAGGGGAAUGGCAGUGGCAAUGGCAAUGGCAACAACCAUUAUCAAGAGAAGGACGCAGUCUCUGGAAAAUUCAAGAAGCGGGUUACAAAGUGGAAUCCAAUGUCCAUUGGGUAUCUUGUCAAUCAUUCUUGGGGCCUUUCGAAUUCGUACUUGUGUCGGCUUCAAAAGCAGCAGCAGCAGCAGCAAAAGGCGAACGAGAAUGCGGCCACUGGUGCAACUUUUUUCGAAGCCAGAAAAAAAGCAAGCAAGAAGGCGAGAUGUGUGAUUGAUGACUACGAGCUGGCAGAAAAGUUAUUCACAACAAGCUACCUUUAUGCUGUGAGUGAAUGCCGGAGACAGGCGCGAGCAAAUCUGGAGGAGGUUGUUGACCAGAAAUUAUACCACCAGCGUUUCAAAGCCGCAAAGGAGAAAUUCAAAACUUUGGAUGAUGACACAAAGGCAGUCUGGGAAUUCCAAAGACGUGCUCACUUGUCGCGGCAUGCCACCAUCAAGGAUCAAAUCAUUCGUGCUAGAAAGACAAAUCCAAAGUGUUCGUGGCGAUCCAUUGAAGAAGAAAUUGACCACUGGUGUUGUGACGCAACCAUUCGUAGAUGGGCAAUGGCAAGGGAAGGAGGAAACAAGAUACUGUAG